GCGGCUCUGGGAACGUCCUGAGAUGAGAAGGAACAUCUAGUCGAGAAGGAGAGCAGAAAUGGGAGGAAAGAAAUCCAAAAGCGCAGACGACGACCCAACGACGCAGUCGGGAAGAAAGAGCGCCGCUCUAGAGGAAAACCUCCCGACGGUCGAGCGCAUUCGCAAACACACGACGACACACUUCGGAUAUAAAGUGCUCAGCCUCGCUCGGCGCGGCAUGACGGAUCCGCCGGAGGAGUUAUGGGAGCUGACGGAGCUGCAGAAGCUCAAUCUGUCGCUCAACGCGCUGCGAUCCGUCCCGUCGUCUUUGGGUUUGCUGCAAAACCUGGUGGUGCUCAAUCUUUGGGGAAACCAGCUGAGCGCUUUGCCUCCUGAAAUCGGACGUCUUAGAAACCUGAAGGUGCUUUUCGCCUAUCGCAACCGCUUGAGCGACGUUCCCGAAGAGCUGGGUUCGUGCACCAAGCUGGAAGUGUUGAGUCUGGCCAAUAACCAGUUGACCGCUCUCCCGGCGUCGCUGUCGGCUCUCGGCGGAUUAAAGAAGCUCAACCUCAGCCACAAUCUCAUCACGCACAUCCCCGGCUGCGUUUACACCAUGAAGAACCUGGUGUUCCUGCAGCUGGCCUGUAAUAAGCUGGAGAACAUCGCCGAUCAGAUCCAGACGCUGACCGACUUGAAGAUCCUCAUCGUGGAGGGAAACUCCAUCCACUCGCUUCCCAAGAUGCUCUGCUGUCUGACCAAGCUGGAGCUCCUCAACGUGGAUUUCAACGACAUCCAGAACGUUCCGGCCGACAUGCACCGGCUGAGACGUCUGGAGAAGCUGGCCUGCCAUCCGCUGGAUAAAGGUCUGCACAUCAGACACAAUCCCCUGCUCAAACCCAUCAAAGAGGUUCUGGACGGAGGUCUGCAGGCGCUCUAUAACUACCUGAAGGCGUCGUGAAGCGCUUAAAAACACCUGGAGGGCUUGUUUACCGUCUCUUAGAGAUGCAGCCUUGAUUCUGAACUUCUCAAGGUCUCUCUGAGGAUAUAAGAACUGUAUUAUUUUUAUUCCGACUGCUGUCGGAGUUCAUGCGCCUGCAGGUUUUGCAUUCACAAAGGCUUGAGUAUAAAUUCAGAGUAGCACUGAAAAACAUUCAGAUGUGAAAAACGGAUUUGCUGUAUUUUUCUUCAUUUUUAUGUCUCUUAUGCUCAUCAAGGCUGCGUUUAUUUGAUUAAAAAUACAGAAAAAAAAAUAUUUUUAAAAUAUAAAAUAAUGGUUUUUAUUUUAAUAUCUGUUAAAAUGUAAUUUAUUUCUGUGAUGUGCAGCUGAAUUUUCAGCAUCAUUACUCCAGUCUUCAGUGUCACAUGAUCCUUCAGAAAUCCUUCUAAUAUGCUGAUUCUAAUUCUAAUAUUUUUUUGGAACCUGUAAUAUUUUUUCGGGAUUAUUUAAUUGAUAAAAGGUUAAAAAGAACAGCAUUUAUAACAAUAUACACUACUGUUUAAAAGUUUGGGGUCAGUCAUUUAUUUUUAUAUAUAUAUUUGAUAAAUGCUGUUCUUUUUAAUUUGUUAUUCAUCAAAGAAUCCUAAAAAAAGAACCACACGCUCCAAAAAAACAAUGUUUCCAACAUUGAUAAUUCUAAUAAUAAAUCAGCAUAUUGAUUUGUGAAGGAUCAUGUGACACUUCAGACUGGAGUAACAGCUGAUGAAAAUUCAGCUUUGCAUCACAGGAAUAAAUUCUAUUAUAAAGUAUGUUAAAAUAAAAAACAUUAUUUUAUAUUGUAAUAAC
Molecule: messenger RNA, 1762 nt
Organism: Labeo rohita (rohu)
Lineage: Eukaryota; Metazoa; Chordata; Actinopteri; Cypriniformes; Cyprinidae
Gene: lrrc30a
Product: leucine rich repeat containing 30a
Exons: 1
Coding region: 59-937 (292 amino acids)
Molecular function (GO): protein binding
Source: RefSeq, a predicted model, not a curated record